Messenger RNA from Hyaloscypha bicolor E, 669 nucleotides. RefSeq lists its product as uncharacterized. The transcript is spliced from 2 exons. Lineage: Eukaryota; Fungi; Ascomycota; Leotiomycetes; Helotiales; Hyaloscyphaceae. Bases 1 to 669 code for a protein of 222 amino acids. The record is from RefSeq and is a predicted model, not a curated record.
AUGGAUGCCGCCGGCCUCUCAAGAGCCAUUCUGGGCCUGAUCGCCGAAAUCACUGCGGCAGUAGACAGAGCGCAAAGUGCCCCAAAGGAGAUUCGUGGCGUCUAUGAUCGUCUCAAGACUCUUCAAGGGUGUCUAGCGCAAUUCGAAACCCUGCUGCGAAGUAGCGAUGCAAGUUCAGCGAUCAAGGCUCAUCUGCAGAGAUGGGACGAGGUCGUGAAGGGACUUAGCAGUGAUGUCAAUGAGUUGCUAGGUACAAUACAAGAGCUGCAUGAUAAGCUAGGUGGUAAGGGGCUGAAGAAACUGCAAGCCAAAAUGGGGUUCGUGGUUGAUCGGGACAAAAUCAGACGACUUGAAGGUCUGCUUUCUACGCAUAUUGAGACGCUGGAGUUGCUGUCUGGUACUUUGAAUGUCGAGCUUCGAUCCUUGACCACCGAACGGUCAUUCAUUACCGAACCUCGUUCUUUCACUACUGCGGAUAAGUCCAAGCGUGGUUUUACCACCGAACGCUCAUUCAUCACUGAGGCUGAGAAUGCCAAACGUAGCUUCACCACCGAGGUCGACGAGCGCUCUUUCGUCACUGAGGCUGAGAAGGCAAAGAGAGGAUCCACCACUGAGGUUGAUGGGCGCUCUUUCAUCAGUGAGCCAAGAGCUUUUGUCACCGAAGAAUAG